CACCAAUAAUUCUAGCUGACUAGGUCGGCAUAUCCCGAGGAUGUGACAUAUAUCUUCGUGUGAUGUUUACACUUUGUUACAGUUCUUUGUCUCUGAGAGCAUAAUAAAUCAUGAUGUCUGGGGCAUAGACACAUAUAUUUUUGUAUAAGAAACAUUGCCAUCAUACAAUUUUUGGAUCAAGAAUUUUCGGGUUCAACAUUUUCAGAACUUUUUUUUGUUUCUUGUUUUAUUCAGCACUCGAAAUAGCCGAGGCGGCUCAUACGAAAACUCCAGGAUAAGGUAUCCGGUAGGUCUACAGAGCAGCAGCCAUGGUGUUGAUCCUGGGCAGACGGCUGAACAGGGAGGACUCUGGGACCCGGGACUCCCCCGCCGUCAAACGAAAGGUGUUCGAGGUGGACUCCAAGACGCUGACCGGUAAUGAAGUGCUGGACUUCUCCUCCGGCUCCUCCCACUCAGAGGCCAUUCUGCAGGUGUUCAARGAGUUCCGCGACAGCCGCCUCUUCACCGACGUGGUCAUCAGCGUGCAGGGCCGCGAGUUCCCCUGCCACCGCGCCGUGCUCUCUGCCUGCUCCUCCUACUUCCGCGCGAUGUUCUGCAACGACCACCGCGAGUCACGCGAGAUGCUGGUGGAGAUCAACGGCAUCCUGGCCGAGGCCAUGGACUCCUUCCUCAGCUACGUCUACACGGGCCGKGCCAAGAUCACKACCGACAACGUGCAGUUCCUGUUCGAGACCUCCAGCCUCUUCCAGAUCUCUACGCUGCGUGAAGCCUGCGCCAAGUUCCUAGAAGACCAACUAGACCCUUGCAACUGCUUGGGCAUCCAGCGCUUCGCAGAUGCCCACUCUCUGAAACAGCUGGCCAGCCGCUGCCGCUCGUACGCCCUGGCCAACUUCCCUGACGUGGCCCAACACGAGGAGUUCCUGGACCUGAGGAGGGACGAGCUGGAGGAGUACAUCUGCAGUGACGAACUGGCCAUCGGGAAGGAGGAGGUGGUGUUUGAGGCGGUGAUGCGCUGGGUGUACCACAGUGUGGAGCCCCGGAGGCCCGUGCUUAAAGAACUGUUGCACCACGUCCGUCUGCCCCUGCUGCACCCSAACUACUUUGUCCAGACAGUGGAAGGAGAUCAGAUCAUCCAGACCGCUCCAGAGUGCUACCAGCUCCUCCACGAGGCCCGACGGUACCACGUACUGGGCAACGAGAUGAUGUCACCCAGAACYCGCCCACGCAGGUCGACGGGCUUCUCAGAGGUGAUCGUGGUGGUGGGGGGCUGUGAGAGGGUGGGGGGGUUCAACCUGCCUUACACAGAGUGUUACGACCCUGUGACAGGGGAGUGGAAGUCCCUGGCCAAGCUCCCGGAGUUCACCAAGUCAGAGUACGCCGUCUGUGCCCUCCGCAARGACAUCCUGGUCUCAGGGGGCCGUAUCAACGGCAGAGACGUGUGGAUGUACAACUCUCAGCUCAACCUAUGGAUCAGAGUUGCUUCACUCAACAAAGGACGCUGGAGACACAAGAUGGUGGUCCUACUGGGGAAGGUCUAUGCAGUGGGAGGGUAUGACGGUCAGAGUCGUCUGAGCAGUGUGGAGUGCUAUGACUCCUUCUCUAACCGCUGGACAGAGGUGGCUCCCAUGAAGGAGGCGGUCAGUUCUCCGGCCGUGUCCAGCUGUGCUGGGAAGCUCUUUGUCAUCGGGGGAGGGCCCGAUGACAACACUUGCUCUGAUAAGGUCCAGUGCUACGAUCCAGAGGCAGACACCUGGGCGCUAAGGGCAAGCAUCCCCAUCGCUAAGCGCUGCAUCACGGCGGUCUCCCUGAACAACCUGAUCUACGUGUCAGGUGGUCUAACCAAGUCUAUCUUCUGCUACGACCCCGCAGAGGACUACUGGAUGCACGUGGUGCACACCUUCAGCAAGCAGGAGAGCUGUGGAAUGUCGGUGUGUAAUGGGAAGAUCUUCAUCCUGGGUGGGCGGGGUGAGAACGGCGAGGCCUCUGACACCAUCCUGUGUUACGACCCGGCAACGGGCAUCAUCACCGGCGUGGCGGCCAUGCCUCGCCCCAUCUCUUACCACGGCUGUGUCACCAUCCAUCGUUACAACGAGAAGUUCCACCACCGGCCCUGACCACACAAACACACUCACAKACACACAGGCRUGUACAUAAACAUGCUUUAAAAGACAUUCACUCACACAAACAUUUUCUUUAGACACUCGCUCUCUAAAAAGGGUGCAAA
Messenger RNA from Salvelinus sp. IW2-2015, 2224 nucleotides. RefSeq names its product kelch-like protein 24. Gene Ontology annotation, molecular function: protein binding. The record is from RefSeq and is a predicted model, not a curated record. Lineage: Eukaryota; Metazoa; Chordata; Actinopteri; Salmoniformes; Salmonidae.